Dendronephthya gigantea is the source of this 1363-nucleotide messenger RNA. Its product is annotated as DNA polymerase delta subunit 3-like. Gene Ontology annotation, cellular component: nucleus; delta DNA polymerase complex. Gene Ontology annotation, molecular function: DNA-directed DNA polymerase activity. Gene Ontology annotation, biological process: DNA synthesis involved in UV-damage excision repair; nucleotide-excision repair, DNA gap filling; DNA strand elongation involved in DNA replication. The coding region runs from base 1 to 495 and encodes 164 amino acids. NCBI's taxonomy places the organism in Eukaryota, Metazoa, Cnidaria, Anthozoa, Malacalcyonacea, Nephtheidae. The record is from RefSeq and is a predicted model, not a curated record. The transcript has 4 exons.
AUGGUUUUCUGCAUGCACUUCUCCAUUCUUGUUUUCAGUGAAAAAAGAAAGGCAUCAUCGAAAGACGAAAAUGAAAAGUUGAAAGAAAAGACAAAAACAGAAAGGAAAAAACGAAAACGAGUAAAGAACUUCUCUGAUACUAGCAGUGAAGAAGAAGACAAUUCUGCGAGUACAAGGCAGAGCAGUGGUAGUACUGACAGCACACCAAUACCUGAUCAGCAGAAUCGUGAUGUGAAACCUGAACCACAAAAAAUGCGCAAAAGAAAGCGAGUGCUCAAGUCCAAAACCUAUUUGAAUGAUGAAGGUUAUAUGGUUACAGAAAAAGUGUUUGAGAGUGAAUCAGCGAGUAGCAGUGAAGAUGAACAAAAGAAUCCAAAAACAAAAGUCGAAGUAAACAAGCCUAUAGUGAAAGAUUCUGUACAACCACCUAAAAAGAAACCGGCAAACAAAGCAACUAAACAGGCAUCACUUACCAGCUUUUUUAAAAGAACGUAGUUGUUAUCAUAUCGAAUUACUUCCAAUGUUAAACUUGCCGAUCAAUCGCGUGAACCCAAGCUCGCAUUAUAAAUGGAUACAAGUAGCAAGGGGACAUAACGGCGGACUAACCGAAUAAAUAUCACGUGCCUGCUUUAUUUUCUAACGAGGCUUGUUUUCGUGUUAACACCCAACCUCGUAAAAAUCUCAUUUCCACAUUCCCAAAAUGGAAUUUUCUCAUGCUUGUGUUGAACAGUUGAAGCAUGUUUCGCAUUGCAUGCACAUAUGGCUCGUGGGAGUAAAACUUGAAAUUCGCUGAAAUCGGAAAGACACUGAAGAUUGUUAACCUGAACCCUGUUGUUCAGGCUACAAGGUUGGGUAUUAACCCUUGGUUGGAUAUGAGUUGGCCGAGGUUGGAUCCAGUGAGAAACUCUAUAUAUAUAGAACUCACUGGUUGGAUCAGUGGCUCAUGUUCUGGGUCAGUGGUCAGUGGGUUGCGUCGAAAAUAGCCUGCAUAGCAGGAGGUCCUUCAAUCGAAAACGAAAACGAAAGCUCGAACAUGAUCGCAAGCUGGAGGUUUAUAAUAGAAUGAUGGUAUAAAAAGAUUAAAAAGGUUACUGUUAGUACAGUAUAGUUCAAAUUGUGUCAAAAAGGAUUUCUCUAUUUUGAAUAUAUUUCUUUAGGUGAGUGAUAUAGUUCAUAGAUCCAUUGCUUCCAACUCCCAAGUUGCGAAUAAAGCAAAUAAGCAUUUUGUAUAUAUGUACAAAAUAAAAUACUAGAUUUUAGAGCCUUCAGCUCUAUUCACUUACAUUUUAUACAGUAAAACUAAAAGAGAGGCCGAUAACUGUUGUACUUCCAGGCAUGUCGGUUGGAACUAAGUAAUUUUUUU